AUGCCUUCCACCAAGACGAGCAUUAUGGCGGCGGGGUUGGCCCUGCUGCCUCUCAUCCAGGCACAACAGCCGGCCACAACCGACCCUGGAAACCCUGCUCUCACCACCUGGAAGUGUUCAACGGCCGGGGGCUGCGUGGAACAGGACACCUCGAUCGUCCUGGACUGGGGAUUCCGCUGGAUCCAUACCGUCGGCGGCUAUGAUUCCUGCACGACCUCCUCCGGUGUCAACACGACCCUGUGCCCCGACGAAGCCACCUGUGCCGAGAAUUGUGUUAUCGAAGCGGCCAACUAUACCUCCGCCGGUGUGUCUGUUUCCGGAGACUCGUUGACCAUGUACCAAUACGUCGAGAGCAACGGUGUAUACGGCAAUGCCUCUCCACGGCUCUACCUCCUCGGAGCGGACGGGAACUACGUGAUGAUGCAGCUCCUCGGUGGGGAGCUGAGCUUCGACGUUGACAUGUCUACUCUGCCCUGCGGUGAGAAUGGUGCCCUUUACUUGUCCGAGAUGAGCGCCAGCGGCGGAAGGAACGAAUACAAUACCGGUGGUGCCGAGUACGGUUCGGGAUACUGCGAUGCCCAGUGCCCGGUCGAAACCUGGAGGAACGGCACGCUCAACCCCAGCGGCCAGAGCUACUGCUGCAACGAGAUGGAUAUCCUAGAGGCCAAUUCCAUGGCCAACGCCUACACUCCCCAUCCCUGCAGCGCCACCGACUGCGACAAGGGUGGCUGUGGCUUCAAUCCUUACGCACAGGGCGUGACCAACUACUGGGGACCGGGCGAUACCGUCGACACCUCCAAGCCCUUCACCAUCACUACCCAGUUCAUAACGGAUGACGGCACCAAGACUGGCACCCUGACUGAAAUCCGACGACAAUACAUCCAGAACGGUAAGAUCAUCCCGAACGCGAAGUCGUCAUCUGGCCUCGACUCCAUCACGCAAUCGUGGUGCGAGUCUUCUGACGGCUCUGCGGCCACCUUUGGCGGCUUGACGACUAUGGGUCAGGCUCUCGGUCGUGGAAUGGUCCUGAUCUUCAGUAUCUGGAAUGAUGGAAGCCAGUACAUGAACUGGCUCGACAGUGGAAGCAGCGGCCCGUGCAGCAGUACCGCAGGCAACCCUGCUACUAUCCUGGCCCAAGACCCUACCACUCACGUCGUCUUUUCCAACAUCCGCUGGGGAGAUAUCGACUCGACCUUCACCAACCCCGGAGGCUCCGGCACAGGUACCAGCUCCAGCUCGACGUCCACCACCACAACCACCACCAAGGCCACGACCACCACCAAGACUACGACCACGACCACGACUACCACCGCUGCUGGGGCAACUCAGACUCACUGGGGUCAGUGUGGAGGACAGGGAUGGACCGGCCCGACCGCAUGCGCAUCGGGAACCACAUGCCAAGAACAGAAUCCUUAUUACUCGCAGUGCUUGUAG
Penicillium lagena is the source of this 1434-nucleotide messenger RNA. Its product is annotated as putative endoglucanase. Gene Ontology annotation, biological process: carbohydrate metabolic process. The transcript has a single exon. Lineage: Eukaryota; Fungi; Ascomycota; Eurotiomycetes; Eurotiales; Aspergillaceae. Gene Ontology annotation, molecular function: hydrolase activity, hydrolyzing O-glycosyl compounds; cellulose binding. The coding region runs from base 1 to 1434 and encodes 477 amino acids. Gene Ontology annotation, cellular component: extracellular region. The record is from RefSeq and is a predicted model, not a curated record.